AUGACUGGAUAUGAUGAUCCUCUGGAUUUGGAAUUUGAGGAGCCCCUGAAUUUUCCACCUGCUUUAGCCAAUAAAAAGAAAAAGGUCAUAGGGUUAGAUGAUCUAUUGGCGGAUUACUACGAGGAGAAAAGUAAAGUUGUUGAGAGGGAAGCCAAAAGGGCCAAGAAGAAGGCAAAAUAUGACUCUGACGAGGAUAUGGAUGAAAGAGAAAAAGAGUUUCAUGAUCAAGUUGAUGAAAUCGAAAAGACAAUGGGCCAUCUAAGUGGUGACGAGGAUGCAUUUGUUUGGGGUCUUCAAGUGUUUGGAAAUCAGGAAUCAUUUCCUCCUCUUCAGGUGGAUGAGAUUGAAAGUUGUGAGCUUUUGCAAUGUGUAAGAAACGAUGAGGUCAAUUCUAUGGUAGGCCUGGAGGCUCAGAAAGGAGCAACUUUUCUUGAAGGAUUAUUAAAAAAUGGAUGGCUAUUGAACUUGGUUUCCACACGUCAUCAUUUGGAAAGCCCCAUAGCUGCAUGGACAUUUUACUUGAUGUUAUAUUCGCCAAAUGAAGUGUUGAGAAGAAAUGCAUACGACUUUUGGUCCGGUGUUCUGCGGCUCAAAGAUAAGGCUGGCAAUUUAAGGAUAAAACUAAAUUGGCUUCCAAACUAUCAUCAACUGAAAAGAGCAAUUGAAAUAUAUGGCUUUGGGCUGGACGUUCCUGCCAGAUUAUCGUCUGAUGUUGGGAUGGAUGCUACAGGUUCUGAGUCCCCAGGACCACCUCAAAAUAUUCGAUAUUGGAUAAAAUAUGCGUCUGUUUGCUUCCAAGUUAGGGAAACAUGGCAAAUUUUAUCUACUUCAGAGGCAGAGGAUUUAACGUUUGUUGUUAUUACUCUGUUCUUAGACCGCGUAUUGUCAGGUCUUUCCAUUUGUCUGCAUGAAUGUUUGAUUGCAGCUGUGAGUUACUUCAAAGAUGAUGAAUGGCAAGCAAGCAGUCAGAAAAUUGCAGAAAAUCUUGCUUCAAGACUACCAAAUGAUGUAAAUUGUCUGAGGGUAGUAGAAAGUAUCUCUGGUGUGGAUGCACGUAGUAAGCACCUCAGGAGUGCAGUUGCUUUUCAGUUUCUUUUGAAAUGUUUCGAGAAGAAGCAAGCUGAUGCCGAAGAGAUCUUGGAAUUGUUGACUUCAACUAACGUGAAGGAUAAGAGCUCUGAUUUCUACAAAAUGUACGUACACUUGAGCCUGGCAGAGAAUUGGCUUCUGUACGAUCUUCUGUUGAAAAACAAACCAGUCAUCUGUCAAAUGUGGGGUCUUUGUUUACGUAAUUUUUCUUGUAACAUUUCGAGCACGGAUAUGAGAUCCCAUGCCUCAAAGGAACUUCCCUCAAAUGAUCAAAAUGGUGACCCCUCUCCAGUUGUUCGUUCCUCUUCCUCUGUGAAGACCCGUUUAGCUAGCAUAUGCCCAUUUUGCUCAGUAGACUGA
Messenger RNA from Oldenlandia corymbosa var. corymbosa, 1449 nucleotides. NCBI's taxonomy places the organism in Eukaryota, Viridiplantae, Streptophyta, Magnoliopsida, Gentianales, Rubiaceae. The record is from the annotation of a GenBank genome assembly.